Scatophagus argus is the source of this 2056-nucleotide messenger RNA. It is a transcript of the gene fam133b, whose product is annotated as family with sequence similarity 133 member B. NCBI's taxonomy places the organism in Eukaryota, Metazoa, Chordata, Actinopteri, Scatophagidae. The record is from RefSeq and is a predicted model, not a curated record. The transcript is spliced from 10 exons. The coding region runs from base 136 to 933 and encodes 265 amino acids.
UCAGAUGCAGAAUAGGGCGGAACUUCGCGAAAUGCUAGUGGGGAAAAAAAAACAACGCUGGCUAAGUCCAUGCUAGCGAGGUAAUAUUAAUGGUUGUUCUCUCUAUUGGAUAUUUCCCCCUGUUGCUAACUCGAAAUGGGCAAGAGAGACAAUCGAGUGGCUUACAUUAACCCCAUUGCUGCUGCAAGAGCCAGGGGACCGGCAACGACCUCUGGACCAACCAUACAGGAUUAUUUGAGCAGACCUCGACCAACAUGGGAAGAGUUAAAGGAGCAGCUGGAGAAGAAGAAGAAAGGCUCUCGAGCCCUGGCUGACUUUGAGGACAAAAUGAACGAUAAAUGGAGGAAAGAACUGGCCAAAAACCGAGAGAAGUUAAUGGGUGGAAGUGACAAAGAUAAAGAAAAAGACAAAAAGACAACAGAAAAGGAAAAAGAGGAGAAGAAAGAGAAAAAAGAGAAAAAGAAGAAGGAGAAGAAGAAAUCCAGCAGGCAUUCUUCAUCUUCCUCCUCCUCAUCGAGUUCUGAUUCCUCCAGCAGCUCCUCCUCAGAAUCUGAAGACGAGGAUGAAAAGAAGAUUGUGAAGAAAAAACGAAAGAGAAAGAAGUCAUCAGCCAGGAGAGCAUCAGACAGUUCAGAGGAAGAAUCUGAUGCAGAAAGCAAGAAGAAAAAGAAAAGAACUAAGGAAGAAGGGGAGAAAGAUAAGGACGAAAAGGGCCGUAAAAGAAAAAGGAAGGCCGAGCGAAGUUAUAAAGACUCCUCUUCAGAGUCCUCUGUGGACUCUGAGGGAGAGGACGUAUGUAGAUAUCUGAACUUGGAAGAUGGAGUACCCAGAGAAAACCCACGCAGGCACAGGGAGAACAUGCAAACUCCACACAGAAGGACCCAGACCGGGAUUCAAACCUGGAACCCUCUUGCUAUGAGGCGGCAGUGCUAACCACUGCACCAGCGUGUCGCCUGCAUGGUGCAAUGCCAAGUAAAAUUACGUUUUAGUUCUCCCUCUAGUUUUCCUUCUGCACUGCAGGCUUUCUGUCAGUCAUUUCACUUGUCACUGUUGCCACCUCUAAUGUAAAAAACAAAACAACAAAAACCAAAACAUUUUCUAAAGGCUGGCAGUGUUUGACUUUCAUUUAUCCUAAAUCAGGAGGACGGUCAUGAACCGAGGUUGGCCCAUUGAGAUUGACAGCUUAAAGAGUUCAACUCAUGUCACUCUAAAUGAGCCAGACUGCUCACAGCAAGUGACUACCAAGAUGCUAGAAUUAUUAGUCAGGAAACCAGACUUAAACCUCAUGAACUGCCACCAUAAAAAAAUGUAGUGCUUGGCAUUGCUGUUGAAUCUUAGUGAAGUGAAAUGAGUCCAAAGAUCAGCCUGUUUCUUCUAUCAGUUGGGUAUUUUUUCCACCACGUUAGCUGAGUGGUGAAAUUGUUCACUGUUGUGUGGCUCGUGCAUUGUUAACACUGCUACAGCAAAGGAUGGGAGACAGUAAAUCCAACAUGGAGGCAUGGAGUCGGUCAGGUGUCAUCGGCUGGGCCUGUGCUCUUUUUUUUUUUUUUUUUUUCUUUCAUCACCAAAAUUAAUUUCAGUGUUACUUUCAUGAAUGAUUUAAGGAAAUUUCAUUAGUUUUUGUUAAUAUAUUUGUCUUGACAUUGUCUCAUUUUGGAAAGAUGGAUUGAUGAUGAUUUAGCAUAUAUAUGUACGUAUAUAUAUGGGGACUGUGUUACUAUGGUGUGUGUGUGUGAACGCGAUAAUUAAUUAAUGCCGACAAUUAUUUUAUCGUGCAGUAUUUUUUGUUAUAAUAAGGCGAAUGUUUGCCACAGCAACAUAUUAUCAACCAGGCAUGCUAACAAUUUUUGUUCAGCAGUUUAGAAAUAAACAAUUUGAGUCAGAAACAGAUGACCUUAUAAACAUUUUUUGAUUUGGAAAUGCCGCAGUUCAGAUAAUUGUGAAACAAAUUAUUGCAUGAAAAGGACUUUUUAGUAUAGCUUCCCUCUUCCCAUGGUCUCAUUUCAACUUUUAACUCCCACAGGCUGAAGUUAAGAAGAAAAAGAGAAGUAGUGAG